AUGCAGUAAUAGAAACCUCAAUCUACUUGUUGUCAUUUUCAAAAGAUCCUUCUUUAAAGAAGUACACCUCAAGUUCAUAACUCUCUCACUAAAUUAUUAGUACUAAUUUUUAUUAAUUGAUAUCAAGGUGUUAUUCAAAAAUAAGUAAAUAAAAUGUGAGAUCUGUUAAAGAAAAUAAGAUUAAAUGAAUAUCUGUUUGAAAUGUGAAAAACCUUUAUGUGAUAUUGAAAAAAUAUGUUCUACAGAGCAUUUAAGAUGUAAAAAUAUUGAAUUUAUAAUUAGUAAAUAGUCCUGAACAUUGUGUGAUAAUUAAUAUCCACUCAAAUCUAAUUGCAUGUUUGUUGUGUAAAAUAGAAAUUUAUGAUUUUGAGCAAACCUAAUAAAAUGAAGAAGAUCAAUAUAUUGAAGAAACUAUUAAUCCUUAAAAGAUAAGGAUGGAAUAUCAUAAAUUCUUUUAUAAAUAAGAACUUCGUAAUUCUGAAUUGAAAAAUCAAAAAAAUGUUCAACAUGCUGGAAUGUUAAACAUCUGUAAUAAUAGCCAUUUGAAUUGUGUUUUAUAAAUAUUACUAAACUAUCCAGUAAUCUAGUAAAUACUUCAAAAGAUCAAUUAUGAAUAUGAGAAAAAUGAAUAUAGUUUAAAAUCUAAUAGGAAAUAGAUUCUUAGAGAAUUAAGUGCAAUUGCUUCAAUUUAUUCAUAAAAUCAAUAUAGAAUCAUAAAUCCUUCGGUAUUAAUUAAAAAUCUUGCGUUACUUGAUUACAAAAUUAUUGGAUAUUCUAGAAAAGAUGCAUAUGUAAUUUAUAUAUUAUUUACUUUUUAUAGGAUUCUUUCAAAACAAUUAUUAACUUUUUAAAUGAAGAGUUCAAAUUUUCAAAUUUAAAAACAUACUUUAAAAAUGAUCUGAUUUACACAAAAUAAGCUCUAGGACAUGAUUGGAACAUAAUGUACACUCUAAAAAGUAGUUAGUGCUGAUCCUAGUUUAUAUAUGGAAUAUUCAUUUAUUCAAAGUAUAUUUUCUGGAGAACUUAUUUCUAACCUUGAAUGUUUGAAUUGUAAGAAAGUUACAAAGUCUGUUGAAUAAUUCUCAGCAUUAUCCCUAGAAUUACCAGAAUUAAAACAAUAAGGAUUUUUCAAAUAAUUUGUAACUAAUUAGAAAUAGACAAUUUCAUUAAAAGAAUGUCUUGAUUACUUUUAUGAACCAGUGAUUGAUUCAUUUACUCUAUGUAGUUGUGGUACCAGAUCAUCUAAGAGAAAAUAUAAUUUUUAAUAAUAAUCCAAUUUAUUAUGUAUUCAUUUACAAAGAUUCUUGAAUAAAAGCUAAAAGGAUACAAAACAUGUUUCAUUUCCAAUAAAGGAUCAUAACUUUUAAGACUAUUUUAAUGUAUGAUUUUGAUUUUAAUAAAUAAUAGUUUGAUAGUGAAUAGAAUUAUAGACUUUUUGGUAUUGUUGUACAUUUACAUGAUUAAGGUGGGGAUCAUUUUGAAACAAUCUUAAGAUAUCAAAAUUCACAAUUUCUUAGCAUUAAAGAUGAAAUGAUUGAAAUAGUUUAAUAAAAAUAUGUUGAAGAAUGUGAAGCUUUAUUGUUGUUUUAUGAAAAAGUUGAUAAUUAAUUAGAUCCAUUUAAAACAAGUCUUCGAAAAAACUUGUAAAAUUAACAUAAUAUGAUUUCAAAUCAAGAAUUAUCAUUAAAAGAUGAAGAAUUAUGUUAUUUACCACAUUUUUGGUAUGAAUAAUUUUUAUAUCUUUCAAAACCACCUUAGAUUAUAACAUCUCAUUUAAUUUGUCCUCAUAAUCUAUUAAAACCUGAUUAUUGGGAUUUUAGAUUAGAAUAUGAAGUAACAAUAUAAUUAUAAUCAGAAUGCUAAUUCAGUUUAAUUAAAUUCCUAAUUAGAUACUAAUACAAGUUUCAUUACUAUAGUUGAAGUCCAGAAUUCUAAUUCACCUGCUAAUAUCUAAGAGAGUUCUGCCUAAAAAUAAUUAUAGCUAACAUCAAUCAUUAUUCCAAAAGCAGUGUGUGAAUUUUUAAUAGAAAAGUAUGGAGGAGGUCCAAUAAUUGAGAAGAAUAUUAAAACUUGUAGUGCUUGCAUUGAAUAUGCUUAAUAGAUGAGUAGAAGAAGGAAAUUAGAGAGACAAUUAAUAAUGAAAUAUGAAAAUUUACAAGGAUAUGACAGAAUAUAUUUUGUCCAUGAGGAAUGGUUAAGAAAAUGGCAAAUUUAUCUUUAUAAUUCAAAGUCAAUUUUAUAGAGAAAUAGUUUAUUUGGAUAUCCUCCUCCUGGAGAGAUUACGAAUUAUUUAUUAUUGGAUAAGGAUUAGUAGAUUAUAUAAUAAAAAAAAGAUGGCUAACAUUUUCAUAUGAUAACUGCACCAAUAUGGCAUAUUUUAUAAGAAAUAUAUGGAGGAGGCAAGAUAUUUAAUUAAAAAUAGGUCCCACUAUUUCCAUUAAUCCUCACUAACAACAAUAUUAACCGUUUAAAUUAUAAAUGGAUGAUCUUCUUUAGAUAAAAGAGUUUAAAAACUUAUAUCAAAGCUGUAUCAAUUAGUACAAACCAGAAAUUUAACAAUGAUAAAAAUGUUUAUAAAUCUUAAAGAUUAUUAUUAAUUAAUUUUGAAAACAUUAUAAACAUAAAAAAAUAUAUUUUUUAAAUAAUAAAACUAAUUAACUUUCUUUCAGUUAAAAAAUUAAGAAUUGUCUUUAAAGCGUACUUAAAUUUUUGA
Molecule: messenger RNA, 2713 nt
Organism: Paramecium pentaurelia
Lineage: Eukaryota; Ciliophora; Oligohymenophorea; Peniculida; Parameciidae
Source: the annotation of a GenBank genome assembly